AUGACUGAAACAAAUUCUUCUUUACCUAAAUAAAACUUCAACUUUGCAAUUAAAUCAAUAUUAGGUUAUCGAAAUGAUCUAAAGCAAAGCAUAUAUUAACAUAAAGACAACACCUCCUAUAUAUAUCCAGGAGGCAAUGCCAUAAUAAUAAACAAUAUUGAUAGUAAAUAAUAAUUUUUGACCCCAUAUCCAGGUACAAAAGGUAUAACAUGUAUUACAUAAAGUCCUUCAAAAAGAUAUUUAGCUUGGGCAGAAGAAAGCACAUCAGGAAUUAUAGUAAUAUAUGAUUUUUUAAGACCGGAAAAAAGAAAAAUAAUAACAACUCAAGAUUGUAAAUCUAGUUCUUAUAUUGCAUUGGAUUUCAGUAAAAGUGAUGAAACUAAAUAUUUAAUAGCCUUAAGUUCAUUACCAGAUUGUUAAUUAUUUUAUAUAUAAUGGAAUAAAUAAAAAAUAAUAAGUAGUGUACAAAUAAAAUAGAUGUCUAUUAAUUUAAAAUUUAUUAAUAUUUUUUUCCAUCCUAAAGAGGAAGAUUUUAUAGGUUUAUUAGGAAAUUCAUAAAUACGCUCAUAUAAAUUAUGCUAAGAUUUAAUUUUGAGAUAAAAAGAUUAGCCUUUUACUAAAAUUAAAUAUUAAUAAAAUUCAUAUAAUUAUCUUUCUUAUUGUAUUUUGUAAGACGAAAAUAUGCUUGUAGGCACUGAUUCAGGAGAAAUUUUACUUUUUAAUUCUUAAUUUGAAUUUAAAUUGAUAUUAUCUUAAUCCCCUAUAAAUGAGGGAUUUUCUAUAGAAUGUAUUACUUAAUUUUCGGAAGGAUUCCUUGUAGGAAGUAAUAAUUCUAAUAUUUUAAUUUUCGUAAAAAGUGAUAUUGAUAUUAAGAAUCCAUAUAUAAGAUUAGAUAAGAAAAUAUAAAUUAAAGAUUUUCCUUCUAAAAUCAUUUCUUUAUUAUUAACUCCUAAUUAAGAUAAACUCUAUAUUGGUACUGAUAAUAAUUAAUUAUUAUAUGCUUCUUUUUCAUCUGAAAUAUCUGCAAUAAAUGAAGAAAACUUAUUAUUUGAACCUUGUAUAUCUUAUUUUCAUUAAUAAAAAAUUACAAGUUUAGAUGUUUGUAUAAGAAAAUAUUUAAUUGUUACUUGUAGUAUAGAUAAGAGUGUAAAAAUUUGGAAUUAUAAAGAAAAUGCAAUAGAGAGUUAAACAACAUUCGACGAAGAGGCUUAUUCAGUAUCUUUUCAUCCUUCAGGUCUUUAUAUAAUAGUAUCUUUUAUAGAAACAAUAAAAUUACUGAAUAUAUAUUAAUAAUAAUUAAUUUCAUUUAAAGAAUUACAUGUAAGAAAUUGCAAAGAUGUAAAAUUUUCAAAUGGAGGAGGACUUUUUGUGGUCAAUAAUUUUUCAACGAUUUAAGUUUAUUAAUUUUAAACCGGUGAAAAAAUUGAAAACCUUAACUUUUAAGGUGCCGGGAGAGUUAGAUGUUUUUUUUGGGAUGAAGAUGAUUUAGGCUUUUUUACCGGAAACUCAGAAGGAAAUGUCUUUUUUUGGAAAAUAGAUGAACUUUCACCUUAAAAAACUUAGAUUUUGUCUAUUUAAGGGCUGUAAAUUUAAAGUAUAUCAGCUUUAUAACAUGUAGAAAGUGGAAAUUUAGAAAGAAUAGUAUUCGUGAGUGGAUAAUAGGAAGAAAAAUGUAUUUAUAGAAUACACAUAUAGACUAAAUAAGAUAAGGAAGCCCGAGAUUUCUUAGGAGAUGCGAAAAAAAUAUACGUAAUAAGUCACUUAGGGAAGAUUUUAGUUGAAGAUGAGGUGUGUUGUAUGAAAAUUAUGAAGAAUAGGGAGUGGUUGAUGUAUAGUUGUGGUAUUAGAGUGUAAUUUAUGAGGAUUUUUUAAGAAAAAGAAAGGGAGAAUGUGAAAGAUAUUUAAGGGAAUUUUAAAAAAGUGAAUUGUUUGGGAAUUUCUUAUGAUGAUUUUUACGCUUUUUCGGGAGGAGAAGAAGGGUGUUUGGUGAUUUAUGAAAAUAAAAAGAAAGACUAAAAUGAUGUUUUAUUAAGUGAAGAUUUUUUAAUGAAAAAGGAGAAUUUCGAGAAAAUAAAGGAAGAAAAUAAUAAUUUAAAGGAAUAAAUAAAAGCGGAAAAACUUAAAUUAGUAAAUAUUUAAAAUGAAAAAGAAAGAAUUAUUGAGGAGAAAAUUUCAGAGUUAAAAAAUGUAAAAAUUUAAAGGGAAAAUAUAUACAAAUAGGCUAUUGAGGAUAUUUUAAACGAAAAAAAUUAGAAAAAUUAAAACUUUGAAAAUUAAAUAGAGAAAAAUAAAGAAAGUCAUUAAAAAAAUAGGGAAAUUAUCCUAAAUGAAUAUAAAAGAAAAAUACAAAUGUAAACUGAGAGAAAAGAAAAGCUUUUUUUGAAAAAAAAAAAUGAAUAAAUCAAAUUUAAAAGCGAAUAACAUAAAAUCAUCUCAGAUUUCUAAAAAUAAUUUAAAGAAAAAACUCAACAAUUCGAAGAUUUAUUAACAAAUGAAAAAGAAAAAUACUAAAAUUUAUAUUAAAAAAGGCAAAUUUUACAAUUAAAUUUCGAAAAAAUGCGAAAUAGAAUUGAAUGUGAAGCCGAAGAAUAAAUAGAAAAAUUAAAAAUGGAAAAUGAUAAUAAUAUGAACGAUUUAUUCCUUAAUUUAGAAAAAAAUGAAAUUAAAAAAAUGGAAAAAAAAAGUAAUUUUGAAAUUGAAGCAUAAAAACUAGAAGAAUAAAAAAAUAAACUUAAAAAAAUUAUAGAAGAUAUUAAUUAAAUACAAGAUACUAAUAAAAUGCUUCUUAAAGAAAAAGAUAAUAAUUAAAGAGAUAUCUUAGAUAGAGAAAAUGCAAUAAAUGAUAAAAGUAAAAGAAUUUAUGAACUUAAAUAAAAAACUUAGGAAUUGGAAAAAUUUAAAUUUGUACUAGAUUAUAAAAUUAAAGAACUUAAAAGAGACAUUGGACCUAAAGAAGAAGAAAUUAUGAAAAUGAAAGAAUAAAUUUCUAAUAUGAAUUCAGAAAUAUAACAUUUUAUAAGAACUAAUAAUAAUUUAUUACUUAUUGUAAAUGAUCUUAAAUUAAGAUAAAAAGGAAUGAAAUAAGAAUUAAUAAAUUAAUAAAAAUCUAUAAAUUAAAAUGAGUAAUAUAUAAAAUUAUUUGAACAAGAAAUAUCUAAUACUCACUCUGAAAUAUACGUUUAUAUAUAUAUUAUUAUUUUAUUUUAUUAUUAUAAUAUAAAGAAUUUUAAAAACCUUAAAUAAAAAGCUAUUAAUUUAUAUAAGUAAUAUGUUUAAGGAGAUGAAUUAGCUCGAAAAAGAAUAUAAAAUAAUAAUAAAUAAAAAGAAAUAAAUAAGGAAAGAAUAUAUUUAGAAAAAUCUGUUUCAAGCUUGAAAUUAAAACAUGAUAAAAUUAAAUUGCAAAUAAAAAUGUAUAAAAUAUUAAUAUAUAGAAAUAUAUAUUAUUAAAAGAAUACCGAAAUUAUAAUGAAACAUAAUACUUUUUUAAUAUUCGAAAUUAAUUAUUUGAGGAAAGAUAUGAAAAGUUUUGUUAAGGAAAUUGAAAAAAAUAAAUAAGAAGCCGAACUAAAAGAAUUAGUUAAUUUUAAAGAUUAUUAAAUUUUAGAAAAGUAUAUAUAAUAACUAGAAGAUAAUAAAAAAGAGAUAAUAAAAAAUAUUGAAGAAUAAAAAAAAAAUAAUGAACUUUUAAAAAGUAAAAAAAUAAUAAAUAUAUAUAUAUAUAUAUAUAUAUAUAUAUUAUAUAUAUAUAUAUACAAAUAUUAACUUUUAUAAUAUUUUUUAUAUUUAUAUAAGAUUAGAAAAACUUAAUUGUAUAAACUAAUUGAUAUAAAAUAAUUUUUUUUAAACAAAUUGAAAUAAAUAUCUAUUUUUUAAAAUAUUAAUUUAAAUAUAUAUAUAUAAAUUAUAAAAUAUACUUAACAAUUUUUUUUAUUUUUUUAAAUAUAAAUAUAUAUAAUUCUUAAAGUUCAAUUAAAUUUUUUAUUUCUUAUUAAGUAAAAAAAUUAAUAUGGAAAAUAUAACAUUUGGAGAUUCUGA
Messenger RNA from Ichthyophthirius multifiliis, 4035 nucleotides. RefSeq names its product WD repeat protein. Gene Ontology annotation, molecular function: protein binding. NCBI's taxonomy places the organism in Eukaryota, Ciliophora, Oligohymenophorea, Hymenostomatida. The transcript has 5 exons. The record is from RefSeq and is a predicted model, not a curated record.